Molecule: messenger RNA, 1038 nt
Organism: Penicillium chermesinum
Lineage: Eukaryota; Fungi; Ascomycota; Eurotiomycetes; Eurotiales; Aspergillaceae
Product: RNA-binding protein
Exons: 5
Coding region: 1-1038 (345 amino acids)
Biological process (GO): mRNA splice site recognition
Cellular component (GO): cytosol
Molecular function (GO): mRNA binding
Source: RefSeq, a predicted model, not a curated record
AUGACUGGCACCGGCGAUGCUGGUUUCGCGGCCCCCGCUCCUGGUGAGCCCUCUGCUGCUCCUGUUCCUCAGCAGGGCGCCGAUGGCAAGACCACCCUCUGGAUGGGUGAGCUUGAGCCUUGGAUCGACGAGAACUUCAUCCGUAACCUUUGGUUCCAGAUGGGUGAGCAGGUCAACGUCAAGAUGAUCCGUGACAAAUUCUCUGGGAGCAACGCUGGUUACUGCUUUGUCGACUUCUCUUCCCCAGCCGCUGCCGCUAAGGCCCUUUCUUUGAACGGCACCCCCAUGCCCAACACCAACCGUGUGUUCAAGCUGAACUGGGCGACUGGUGGUGGUCUCGCUGACCGCAGCCGUGAUGACCGCGGCCCUGAGUAUUCCAUCUUCGUCGGUGAUCUCGGUCCAGAGGUUAACGAAUAUGUGCUUGUUUCCCUUUUCCAAAGCCGUUUCCCGUCUUGCAAGUCUGCCAAGAUCAUGACCGACCCCAUCAGCGGCAUGUCUCGCGGCUACGGCUUCGUCCGUUUCUCCGACGAGAACGACCAGCAGCGUGCUCUUACUGAGAUGCAGGGUGUCUACUGUGGUAACCGCCCCAUGCGUAUCUCCACCGCCACCCCCAAGAAUAAGGGUCCUGGUCCCAUGAACCAGUUCACUGACCCCAACAACACCACCGUGUUCGUCGGCGGCCUUUCUGGCUACGUCACCGAGGAUGAGCUGCGUUCGUUCUUCCAGGGCUUCGGUGAGAUCACCUACGUCAAGAUCCCCCCCGGGAAGGGAUGCGGCUUCGUCCAGUUCGUUCAGCGCCACGCCGCCGAGAUGGCCAUCAACCAGAUGCAGGGAUACCCUAUCGGCAACUCUCGUGUUCGCCUGAGCUGGGGCCGCUCUCAGAACAACUCCGGCCCUGCUGGCAGCCCGUACCGUCCAGCCCCUCCCCCUCCUCCCAUGUACCCCUCCAUGGGCAUGCCCCCAGCCGCUCAGCAUUACGGCGGAUUUGCCCCGAUGAAGGUUAGCAGUCACCCCGGCAGCCCGGCACCAGAACACUAG